AACUUCUACUUGGGGAUGAUAGCUCUAAGAGGUGUUAGGGGAUUAGGCUGAAAAUGUAGGUCACCCCUCAGCCAUCUGGGAAUCAAAAGAGUGAGAGAGGAAGAGAGAGGGAGAGAGACACACAUAGGGAAAAGAUGAGAGAAAGCAGAGGGCACAUGAGGGCAGUUUCAAAAGUCUCUGAUGGAUUGAUGGUGAUUAGAUUUCAGUGUCCCAUGGUGUCCUGGAAGGAAGAAGCAGAAUUUCUCAUUUUCCCUUCUCUAGCUCCUCCUAAGCUGGGCUGUCUGCCCUUGGGGAGGGUGGCUUCUCUCUGAUGUGAUAGCUAUGAGGGUCAUGAGGCUAGAUAUAGGGGGAGUGAGACAGGGGCAGACAUGUGAGGAUUCCUGAAAAUAGGAGACACUCAACAAGUGAGAGUGAGUUUGGGAGAGCUUGUACUUCCCCAAAAGACAGAAUUGCAGGGCCUUAGAGGGUGAGGGUGCUGGGAGUUUGUUUGGCUCUCUUUUCCAGUCCCAUACUUUCAGUCACCGAGGGCUGAGUGUUGUGUUCACACAAGGGUGGUGGUCUGUACUGGGGAGCUGAGCACGUGAGUCAGACCAUCGGUGAGGAGCUUUGUUAGGGAAAAUGCCCCUUUUCCUUCUUUGAAAACAGGCAUAGGUGUCCUUACCUCUUGUUUACCCCAACCCCCAAGCCAAUGAGAUAGGCAAAUGAUCCCCUUACCUCAUUGGUUGGAGGCCUAAGGACCACAGAUGACCUCAGAGAGCUAGCCCUUUAAGAGUGCCCUGUGGGCUCUGUGUCUAUAGCACGGGGGCACCAAGCCCUGUUCAAUGGGGCUUCCAGUCUCUGGGGAAGCCGUACCUGCCUGGCUCUGACACUGACACUGACAACAACAUCUCUGCCAAGCCUUAAAGAUCUCAACGGCACCAGUGGGGCCAGAGGCUGUGCUAGCCUCUUCCUCCAUUAGGCCUUUAAGCUGCUUGCCCCUGCUCAGGAGCCCCCACCACCUGAAAAGUUGGCCCCUAUCCCAGAGGUGUGCCCCUCUCAAUCCAGCCCCAGAAUGGCGCUGCCUCCUAGCCCCCUGGCCAUGGACUAUGUCAAUGACUUUGACUUGAUGAAGUUUGAGGUAAAGCGAGAACCUUCUGAGGGGCGAUCUGGCCCCUCCACAGCCUCACUGGGCUCCACACCCUACAGCUCAGUGCCUCCUUCACCCACUUUCAGUGAGCCAGGCAUGGUGGGGGCCACUGAGGGGCCCCGCCCAGGCCUGGAAGACCUGUAUUGGCUGGCUACCCUGCAGCAGCAGCUGGGAGCUGGGGAGACGCUGGGGCUGAGUCCCGAGGAGGCCGUGGAGCUGCUACAGGGUCAGGGCCCAGUCUCUGUUGAGGGGCCCCAUAGCUACUAUCCAGGGAACCCAGAGGACACAGGAACCCAGCAUGCCCAGCUAGCCGAGCGGUUUUCUGACGCGGCGCUGGUGUCGAUGUCUGUGCGGGAGCUAAACCGACAGCUGCGGGGCUGCGGGCGCGACGAGGCACUGCGGCUGAAGCAGAGGCGCCGCACGCUGAAGAACCGCGGGUACGCGCAGGCCUGUCGCUCCAAGCGGCUGCAGCAACGGCGUGGGCUGGAGGCCGAACGCGCCCGCCUGGCAGCCCAGCUGGACGCGCUGCGGGCGGAGGUGACCCGCCUGGCCAGGGAGCGCGACCUCUACAAGGCUCGCUGUGACCGGCUGGCCUCCAGCGGCCCCGAGUCCGGGGACCACGCCCACUUCUUCCUCUGACCUGCUGGGGGCCGCGGAGUGGUGGACUAAGUGGGUGGGGGGCACCACCCAGGAAGCGGCUGUACCAUUCACUAGAUGUUUACUGAGCGCCUUCUGGUGCCAGACACUCCGUUGUACGAUCACACCAAUAUUCGCAAACUUCCUGGACCCUUAAGGCAUGCUCUGAGGUUAAAUGCUGGUCAUUUUCUGAGAGAGGGGUCCUCCUCCCCUCAUGCAGGCCGUGCUCAGGAACCCCCCACUUUCUGCCCCACCCCACAUGACCAGGAAACUGAGAUCUACAGGAGCCAGUGUCAGGCAGUGUGUGUGUGUGUGUGUGUGUGUGUGUGUGUGUGUGUGUGUGUGUCGGAGGUGGGGUCGGGGCGUGGAUAAUGGCUGUCCAUGACACAGUAAAUGGGAGGUGUGGGAGUGACGCAGCUCCCCUUCAGUUUAGAUUUUAAUUUAAGGUUUUCAACCUGUAGUGCAUUGGGCGGUAAUUAGCGAUCAUUGCUGUAUUUUUGUUUUGCAGCUGGUAACAUCCCCAUUCAGGACCACUGCGUUUUCAAUUUUUCGAUUUCCAGUAGCAAGACAGACUAGGAACUCUAUCCAAUAGGCUUUCUUCCUACCUAACCCAGUGGCCUCCAGGGCCCAGAGAAGCCAAGGCAGGAGGAGCUCUGGGGUGGUUGGUGUGAGAGACUCCCGGACAGGAGUCUGGAGACCUGGGUGCUAGUCCCAGCUCUGCCACAGGAUACCUCUGCACCUUGAACAAAUCACUUGCUCCCUGGAUCUCAGUUACCUCAUCUAAUCUUCAUUUGGAUUGGAUGACUUCUGACACCUUUCCAGUUAUGGCAUUUCCUUAAUGUGGUAGUCCAGUGAUCUCCCCAAGACAAUCUCACCAAAGGGACUUUCUGUCCUGCUCCACAUUCCUGGCUACAGCCUACGCGGUGGAUGAGCCCAUGCACUGGUCAUCUGCUGCUCCCUCCAGGCUGCCUUGACCUACAGACCUGCAUAAGGUGCCCCUGCUACCUCCUGCCUCUCUGAGGGCUGAAGUGAGACUUUCCCCAGCAUGUAAAAUAGCUGACAGAAUGCAGCUUUUCUGAAUUAAACUUGAAGUCCAGGCAAAACUUCAUGCUAUUGGCUAAAUGCUCUUGCAAUUUAAGAAGUGUUCAUUCUUUAUCCUU
Hipposideros armiger (great roundleaf bat) is the source of this 2922-nucleotide messenger RNA. RefSeq names its product neural retina leucine zipper (gene NRL). Gene Ontology annotation, biological process: regulation of transcription by RNA polymerase II; retinal rod cell development. The record is from RefSeq and is a predicted model, not a curated record. Gene Ontology annotation, cellular component: nucleus. The transcript is spliced from 4 exons. Bases 1052 to 1765 code for a protein of 237 amino acids. Gene Ontology annotation, molecular function: DNA-binding transcription factor activity, RNA polymerase II-specific; RNA polymerase II cis-regulatory region sequence-specific DNA binding. Lineage: Eukaryota; Metazoa; Chordata; Mammalia; Chiroptera; Hipposideridae.